Messenger RNA from Xyrauchen texanus (razorback sucker), 1979 nucleotides. Its product is annotated as glutaminase liver isoform, mitochondrial-like. Bases 113 to 1966 code for a protein of 617 amino acids. The record is from RefSeq and is a predicted model, not a curated record. Gene Ontology annotation, molecular function: glutaminase activity; protein binding. The transcript is spliced from 18 exons. Gene Ontology annotation, biological process: L-glutamine catabolic process. Lineage: Eukaryota; Metazoa; Chordata; Actinopteri; Cypriniformes; Catostomidae.
CUCGUGGAAUAAAGAAGACUAUUCAUAAGCAUAUGAGACGCUCGCUGUUUAUUCAGUCUAAUUUAGAUAUAUUAUAGGUCGUUUACAGAAGUAUACACUCUCUGUGCUAAUUAUGCAUUGUGUUAAAACUCUGCGGGCGUCUAGAGCUGGAUUAAUUUUUAUUAGAAAUGCUGGAAUAUUGGAAAGAGGAAGUUUGGAAAGCUGCGGUAGAAGGCACCCACCUGCGCUGCUGUUAUUGCAUACGAGCGCAUCACCUGGCCAGCACCUGCGCCAUCAGCACGUGAUCACAGAUGCAGAUCCAGGGACGUACAGUAAGAAAGUAGUUGCUGGGUUAGAGGACCUAUUGUUCUACACCAUCACCCAGGGAGAAGAUCAGAUCUCAGUGGCACGUUUCCUGGCUGCACUAAGGAGCACAGGCUUGCUGACCUCUGACCCCCGUUUGAGAGACUGCAUGAGGCAGAUUCACCAGGCAGUCCAAGAGUCUGCUGGGACAGCAAUAAUGGACCAGGAACUGUUCAGAAAGUGUGUUGGCAGUAAUAUAGUCCUCCUGACUCAAGCCUUUCAAAGAAAGUUCAUUAUACCAGACUUUGAGGCCUUUUCCUCCCUCAUCAACCAUCUGUAUCAUAACGCAAAGGCUCAACAAGGAGGGAAGGUAGCAAACUACAUUCCUCAGUUGGCAAAGUUCAGCCCUGAUCUCUGGGGAGUUUCUUUGUGUACAGUGGAUGGUCAGAGGCACUCUAUAGGAGACACAAACAUGCCGUUCUGUCUUCAGUCAUGUGUGAAGCCUCUGGAGUAUGCGCUGGCGGUGCAUGAGUCUGGAACUGAACUUGUGCACAGAUAUGUGGGGAAAGAACCUAGUGGCCUCAAAUUCAACAAGCUCUAUUUAGAUGAAGAGGAUAAACCCCAUAAUCCCAUGGUGAAUGCAGGGGCCAUUGUAAUCAGCUCUCUCAUAAAGCCUGGUUCCAAUAAGGCAGAGAAGUUUGACUUUAUGAUGGAUUAUCUGAAGAGAAUGGUUGGCAGAGAAUAUGUUGGGUUCAAUAAUGCCACUUUUCAAUCAGAGAAAGAGACCGGUGAUAGGAACUAUGCAAUUGGCUAUUAUCUCAAAGAGAAAAAAUGUUUUCCCAGUGGAGUUGACAUGUCGGCAGCCCUUGAUUUCUACUUUCAGCUGUGCUCUAUUGAGGUGACGUGUAAAUCUGGCAGUGUGUUGGCUGCUACGUUAGCUAAUGGAGGGAUCUGUCCAAUCACAGGCGAGCAUGUGCUGAGUGCAGAGGCUGUACGGAACACGCUCAGUCUCAUGCACUCCUGUGGCAUGUAUGACUUCUCUGGCCAGUUUGCCUUUCAUGUGGGCUUGCCUGCCAAGUCUGGUGUAUCUGGUGCUGUGCUGCUCGUGGUUCCUAAUAUCAUGGGGGUGAUGUGCUGGUCUCCACCUCUUGACCGUGUGGGCAACAGUGUCCGAGGCAUCCAAUUCUGUCAAGAGCUGGUCUCCAUUUUUAACUUCCACAACUAUGACAAUCUAAGACAUUUUGCCAAGAAGUUAGACCCUCGUAGACAGACAGGCCAUGAGAGGAACAAGUCUGUGGUGGAUCUGAUGUUUGCAGCUUACAGUGGUGAUGUUUCAGCUCUCAAAAGAAUUGCUCUUUCUGCGAUCAAUAUGGAAUUGACUGACUAUGAUUCACGUACUGCCCUGCAUGUGUCUUCGGCAGAAGGGCACUUAGAUGCUGUCAAGUUUUUAACUGAAACCUGCAAAGUCAACCCAAAUGCAAAGGACAGAUGGGGGAACACACCACUCGAUGAUGCUAUGCAGUUUGGACAUGAUGGUGUGGUCAAGUUACUAAAGGAGUACCAGAGCAUUUACACACACACUCACACACUAAUGCUGGAGGAGCUCCGCACAGACUCCUGCUCCGAUUCCGCAAUGGACUCAGAGGAACCGAAGAGCAUGGAGACCACGGAGGGUCUAGUAUGAGUGUGCAUUGACA